AUGAACGUCCUCAAGUUGCAGAGGAAGUUUCCUCAGUUUCCCCAAAACGAAAUCUUCUCCUUGUCCGACGCCUUCCAGCGCCUCGACGUUGACGACAAGGGCUACCUCGACGAAGCCACGGCCAUCAAGGCCACUCAGCAGAGCGAGAACCAGCCCUACGAUGUCGUCCGACAGGCCCUCAAGGAAGUCGAGCUGGACUCGUCGCGGCGCGUAGAGCUUGAAGACUACGUCGGCCUCAUCGCCAAGCUCCGCGACGCUUCCCCGGCGCAGAAGCGCCUCUCGGCCGGACCCACGCCAUCGAGCCCCGGCGUCGUUUCGCAGCGCACCGGAGGCGGCGGCGGCCAUGUCUCCAAGGGCAGCGUCGGCGGAAAGAUUCAAGUCCAGGGCUCCAGCGCCAACGUCACCCACACCAUCAACGAAGAUGAGCGGACCGAGUUCACGCGCCACAUCAAUGCCGUCCUCGCAGGCGAUGCCGACAUUGAUAGCCGCCUUCCCUUCCCCACCGAUACCUUUGAGAUGUUUGACGAGUGCAAGGACGGUCUGGUUCUCGCCAAGCUCAUCAAUGACAGCGUCCCCGACACCAUUGACGAGCGUGUCCUGAACGUGCCGGGCCGCAAGAUCAAGACCCUCAAUGCCUUCCACAUGACCGAGAACAACAACAUCGUCAUCGAGUCCGCCAAGGGUAUUGGCUGCUCCGUCGUCAACAUUGGCGCCGGCGACAUCAUUGAGGUCCGCGAGCAUCUCAUCCUCGGCCUCAUCUGGCAGAUUAUCCGCCGCGGUCUGCUGGGCAAGAUCGACAUCAAGCUCCACCCCGAGCUCUACCGGUUGCUGGAGGAGGACGAGACGCUGGAGCAGUUCCUGCGCCUGCCCCCGGAGCAGAUUCUCCUUCGCUGGUUCAACUACCACCUCAAGGCUGCCAACUGGUCGCGGAGAGUGACCAACUUCUCUAGCGACAUCAAGGACGGCGAAAACUACUCCGUGCUCCUCGCGCAAAUAGGCCACGAGUACGGCUGCACCCGGAAGCCGCUGCAGACGACCGACCUGCUCCAGCGGGCGGAGCAGGUUCUCCAGGAGUCGGAGAAGCUCGACUGCCGCAAGUUCCUGACGCCCAAGUCGCUCGUCGCCGGAAACCCCAAGCUCAACCUCGCCUUCGUCGCCAACCUCUUCAACAACCACCCGUGCCUCGACCCCAUUACGGAAGAGGAGAAGCUCGAGGUGGAGGACUUUGAUGCGGAAGGCGAGCGCGAGGCCCGCGUCUUCACGCUUUGGCUCAACAGCCUGGACGUGCAGCCCGCGGUGGUGUCCUUCUUCGAGGACCUCAAGGACGGCACGAUCCUCCUCCAGGCGUACGACAAGGUGAUCAAGGGCUCGGUCAACUGGCGGCACGUCAACAAGCGGCCCGCCCACGGCGGCGAGAUGUCGCGCUUCAAGGCCGUCGAGAACACCAACUACGCCAUCGAGCUGGGCAAGCAGAACGGCUUCUCCCUGGUCGGCAUCCAGGGCGCCGACGUCACCGACGGGCAGAAGACGCUGACGCUCGGCCUCGUCUGGCAGCUCAUGCGCAGGGACAUUACGCUCACCCUGUCGUCGCUCGCGCAGAAGCUCGGCAAGCGCGAAAUCACCGACGCCGAGAUGGUCAAGUGGGCCAACGACAUGUCGCGCAAGGGCGGCCGCAACUCGGCCAUCCGCUCCUUCAAGGACCCGUCCAUCGGCUCCGGCGUCUUCCUGCUCGACGUGCUCAACGGCAUGAAGAGCAGCUACGUCGACUACGACCUCGUCACCCCGGGCCAGUCCGACGAGGACGCCUACAUGAACGCCAAGCUCAGCAUCAGCAUCGCCCGAAAGCUCGGCGCCACCAUCUGGCUGGUGCCCGAGGAUAUCUGCCAGGUCCGCAGCCGCCUGGUCACGACGUUCAUCGGUUCUCUCAUGGCCACUUACGAGAAGAUGUAG
This is a messenger RNA of Purpureocillium lilacinum, 1950 nucleotides long. Its product is annotated as fimbrin, actin-bundling protein. NCBI's taxonomy places the organism in Eukaryota, Fungi, Ascomycota, Sordariomycetes, Hypocreales, Ophiocordycipitaceae. Gene Ontology annotation, biological process: actin filament network formation; actin filament bundle assembly. The record is from RefSeq and is a predicted model, not a curated record. Gene Ontology annotation, molecular function: actin filament binding. Gene Ontology annotation, cellular component: actin filament bundle; cytoplasm; actin filament.